CCGCCUCCUACAGCAAAUUAACCAUGUUUAUAAAUAUAGACAUAAUUCGGUUUUUUAAUCUAUAACAUUGUAAGAAACUAUUAAUUUACAUUAUGUCUGCCGGCUCUCACGAGAGUGACUAUGGCGACCCGACAAAUUUUGAGCUGUCGGAAUUGUUGAUGUUCGAUGAAUGGAUACAGAAUGAUGAUCAUUACCAAACGUCUCUUCUUUCGGUUAAUUCUAGUACCGAAAUUCCGGUUUAUCGAGCUCAGGUGAUCGGAGACUCAGGCGGUGAUGCCGGUGGAGAUACGAGGGAGAAGAAGCCGGAAGUUAAAGAGAGAGUGGCAUUCAAGACUCGGUCGGAAAUUGAGAUACUGGACGAUGGAUUCAAGUGGAGGAAAUAUGGCAAGAAGAUGGUUAAGAAUAGCCCUAAUCCAAGGAAUUACUACCGAUGCUCGGCGGAGGGUUGUCCGGUGAAGAAGAGAGUAGAAAGAGAUAGAGAUGAUCUGAGCUAUGUAAUAACAACCUACGAAGGCAUCCAUAAUCAUCCAACUUCCUAUUAAUUUUUCAAACAUAAAUAUGUAUUAAUGUAUGUUUUUUACUCUCGGUUUAUGUAUAUAUGUUUCCACUCAGUAGUGAAUUAAAGAAUUUGAAUGUUAUUAUUAGAGUUUCUGGA
This is a messenger RNA of Mercurialis annua (annual mercury), 655 nucleotides long. RefSeq names its product probable WRKY transcription factor 50. Gene Ontology annotation, biological process: regulation of DNA-templated transcription. The coding region runs from base 93 to 542 and encodes 149 amino acids. NCBI's taxonomy places the organism in Eukaryota, Viridiplantae, Streptophyta, Magnoliopsida, Malpighiales, Euphorbiaceae. The record is from RefSeq and is a predicted model, not a curated record. The transcript has 2 exons. Gene Ontology annotation, molecular function: DNA-binding transcription factor activity; sequence-specific DNA binding.